This is a messenger RNA of Aspergillus neoniger CBS 115656, 1430 nucleotides long. RefSeq names its product ceramidase. The coding region runs from base 229 to 1212 and encodes 327 amino acids. Gene Ontology annotation, cellular component: endoplasmic reticulum membrane. The record is from RefSeq and is a predicted model, not a curated record. The transcript has 4 exons. NCBI's taxonomy places the organism in Eukaryota, Fungi, Ascomycota, Eurotiomycetes, Eurotiales, Aspergillaceae. Gene Ontology annotation, biological process: ceramide catabolic process; ceramide biosynthetic process.
GGAGCCGGUAAGGCAGAGUAACUGGUAAGUUCGAUGGCCACCCUCACUUGUCAAACUUAACUGCCCUGCCUUUUCCUUUCCUCUCUUUCGGGGAAUCUGGCCUUUCUUCAAGAGUUACCCCUGCUAUGCCCUCCUGCUCGUAACUCCCGUCGUUCCAUUGUGGUCCGCCAGAGACGUCACCAAUCCCUCCACCCUGCGGAGAGCUGAGCUGAGUCUCCGUCACCCAUCAUGCCUCUCUCAUCCUUCCUUCCCCAUGUUCCAUAUCCACCCUCCAGGGAAGGAUAUUGGAGUCCCGUCACAUCUACGCUGAAUUGGUGCGAGGAGGAUUACUAUGCCACCAUCUACUCCGCAGAGAUCGUCAACACCCUGACAAACCUGCUCUUUAUGGCCCUUGGAAUCAAGGGUUUCUUAAGUUGUCGUCGCAAUGGACAUGAUUCUAUCUUCCAGGUCGCUUACCUUGGCUAUCUGCUGGUCGGAACUGGGAGCUUCCUCUUCCAUUCAACGUUGAAAUAUCCCAUGCAACUGGUCGAUGAACUGUCCAUGAUAUACACCACGUGUCUGAUGUGCUAUGCGUCCUUCUCAUACUCCAGACCGAAUGGCUUCCGCGUCAUCCUGGGCAUCUUCCUUGCCAGUUUGGCGAUCUUCAUCACCCUUUACUACCACUACCUCCAGGACCCCCUGUUCCACCAGAACGCAUAUGGCAUCUUGACAGCCAUCGUCCUCAUCCGCAGCAUGUACACCAUGGAGGUGACGCUGCGUCCUCGCUGGCGUCAUUCGACGGAGGAGGACAGGCUUGCGCGUGAGAAGCAGGGCCUGCCUGUUCCGACCAAGGAACACCAACAUUACGAAAAUGUACGGGACAUCAAGACUCUCAAGACCAUGUGGUUCAUGGUUAUUUACGGUUUGAGCGUGUUCCUGGGCGGAUUUGCCAUCUGGGGCCUGGACAAUGCCUUCUGUUCGAAGAUCCGCGGAUGGCGCCGGCAAGUGGGUCUUCCCUGGGGUAUUCUACUGGAAGGCCAUGGUUGGUGGCAUCUGAUGACUGGCCUUGGGGCCUAUAUGUACCUCGUUUGGGGCAUCUGGCUUCGGCACUGCUUGAACAACCGCCAAGAGGAGUACCAUCUCUGGUGGCCUCGCUUUUGGAACAUCCCCGAGGUUCUCCGCACCAGCGCCCCAGGCAAGGGCGCGAACGGGGUGGCCAAGAAAUCAAAUUAACUGGACUCAUUCCUACCCUUAUUUCCUUGGUGUUUUAGACCUGACCUCUUGAGGAGCCUCGAGGACUGGAGCUUCGAGUGCUCUUCUGCGUCAGGAUGAUCGCUCACUUACAGUUUUGUUGAUCGGGUUGCUUAUAGACCUGCUCUGAGCUGCUCAGAAGUAUACCAUUAUAUCCUAUAGAUAAGAAAUUGAGACCAAGAGAUAAAUAUAGAUCUCUC